Molecule: messenger RNA, 2858 nt
Organism: Tarenaya hassleriana
Lineage: Eukaryota; Viridiplantae; Streptophyta; Magnoliopsida; Brassicales; Cleomaceae
Product: golgin candidate 5
Exons: 4
Coding region: 235-2676 (813 amino acids)
Molecular function (GO): zinc ion binding
Source: RefSeq, a predicted model, not a curated record
AACAAAUAUCGGGACGAGAAUAGAGAUGAAAAUUCUUGUUCAGAUAUUCGAAUUCUAUCAAUUUGAUCCAUUCUAAGACACGAAGAGCUGUGGCGACGAAGUUCAGGCAACAGACCCUAAAAUACCGCCAAAACCAGUCAUUUCGUUUUCUUACAGGUUUUGUUAAUCGACGCUGCUAAAUUAUCUGUCUGGUCACCUGGUCCGAACCCAAAUCCGAGACAAGUCUGAUACAUCAUGGAUCCUCCCGUUAAGGAUAUAGACCGAUUUCCCGAGAAAAUCGAAGAUGAGAAAGAGGGAGGACCCUCUUUCCAUUGUGGUCUCUAUGAUACAGAAGUAGUUCACAAGAUAGCACAAGCUUUUCUUCCGGGUUUGGCCACCGCGUGUGUUGACAACACGACGGGUGAUAUCUUCAGAUACCCUGGUUCGGUGGCUGCUGAUAUUAGAAAAGAAAUGAUUGAGUAUCUUACUCACAGAAGUGAGAGUUUUGUGGCUGAGCACAUUGUUCUAGAAGGGGGUUCAGAGGCAGAGGCCUCUAAUGAUCCACUCGAUAUCAUAUCUGAGUUCAUCGAUGAUUUUGCCACGUCAAAGAGAAAUCUGUUCAGCCGGGUUUCGGGUUGGCUGCUGAGUGAAAGGAGAGAAGACCAUAUCGAUGAUUUCGGGCAGGAGAUGGAGAUAAACGGGUUUUGGUUGAUGGAUCACCGAGAAGCAAUCGCUCAGACUUUACUUAAGAACGUUGAUUUUAAGAACAGUUUUCACUGUAAGUUGAGUUUUAAGACACGGGGAGAACUAGAUGAGCAUUUCGGACAUUGUGGGUAUAGAUCAAUGGACUGUGAAAACGAGGGUUGUACUUCUGUCUUUUGUGCCAAUCAGAUGGAGAAUCAUGACUCGGUUUGCCUGUUCAAGAUAAUCCCGUGUGAGCAGAAAUGCUCAGAGAGUAUAAUGAGACGAGAAAUGGACAGACAUUGCAUCACUGUAUGCCCUAAGAAGCUUGUUAAUUGCCCGUUUUACGCCAUUGGUUGUGUCUCGGGUGUACCUCAAUGCGAGCUCCAACAACAUCGUAUCGAUCAUCUAAGUUCACACUUGAUGUACGUUCUUCGCGGGGUCUACAAGAAAGCAUCCAUUGAUGAUCUGAAACCCAGGGUUGAACAGAUACAACAGUUGUCUACACGGUUAGCUGAAGCACGGGACGCGAGAUCUCUAACCCAUCUAGUCAAGGAUAUUGAUCCAAAGCUGGGGCCUUUAGUUAUGAAACCGAAAGAAAUCAAACCAAAAGGCGAAGUUAACGAAGGAGAAAAGGAUACUACAGAUUCAGUGGACGAUGUAUCCGAAGAAACCCAAAAGAAAGCUCUUAACUCGGAAGCUGAUAUCACGGGAAAUGUUGAAGAUGAAAGAUUGGAAAUGAAGAUCUCAACAGAUGGUUCACCAGAGCAAACUUCGGGAAAAACACCAGAAGAUGAUGGAAAAGAAUCGGAGAAGGGUUUAGCAGACGGUCUAAUGGAGGAUUCUGUGAAGAAAGAUUCUGAAGCGGAAAACGACGUAAAGGAAGACUGUAAGCUGAAAACUGAUGAAGCUCAAACUCGGGUACCUGAUGCUGAUGAAAGCAAAGGUUCAGAAGUUAAAGUCACCGACACUUUUGAUGAAGAGGGAAUGGAGACAAAGAAUUCAACAAAAUCUGUGUCAGAAGAAUCUGAAUCUGAAACUGUACCGACAAUGGUCAUGGACAAGAAGGAUGAAGAGGAAACACAUACAAUAGACUCAAUAAAACAUGCAUCAGAGGAAUCUGAAAUCGAAGCUUUAUCCACCAUAGUCGUGCAGAAGGCAGAUGAAGAGGGAAUUCAGAUGAUGAACACAUCAUUUCAUGCAUCAGAGGAACCUGAAAUCGAGGCUUUAUCCACCAUAGUCAUGGAGAAGGCAGAGGAAGAGGGAACUCGGAUAACGAAAUCGUCUUCUCAUGCAUCAGAGGAAUCUGAAACUGAAGCUCCACAUACAGUAGUAGUCAUGGAGAAGGCAGAUGAAGAGGGAAUUCAGACGAUGAACACAUCAUUUCAUGCACCAGAGGAACCUGAAAUCGAGGCUUUAUCCACCAUAGUCAUGGAGAAGGCAGAGGAAGAGGGAACUCGGAUAACGAAAUCGUCUUCUCAUGCAUCAGAGGAAUCUGAAACUGAAGCUCCACAUACAGUAGUAGUCAUGGAGAAGGCAGAUGAAGAGGGAAUUCAGACGAUGAACACAUCAUUUCAUGCACCAGAGGAACCUGAAAUCGAGGCUUUAUCCACCAUAGUCAUGGAGAAGGCAGAGGAAGAGGGAACUCGGAUAACGAAAUCGUCUUCUCAUGCAUCAGAGGAAUCUGAAACUGAAGCUCCACAUACAGUAGUAGUCAUGGAGAAGGCAGAUGAAGAGGGAAUUCAGACGAUGAACACAUCAUUUCAUGCAUCAGAGGAAUCUGAAAUCGAAGCUUUAUCCACCAUAGUCAUGGAGAAGGCAGAGGAAGAGGGAACUCGGAUAACGAAAUCGUCUUCUCAUGCAUCAGAGGAAUCUGAAACUGAAGCUCCGCAUACAGUAGUAGUCAUGGAGAAGGCAGAUGAAGAGGGAACUCAGACAAUGAACUCAGCAACUCAUACCUCCACAGAAGCUGAAACUGAAGUUUCCCCAAAUAAUAGUAAUGGACAAGAAAGAUGAAACAUGGAACUGAGAAAAAGAAAACUGCACAGUCAUCAGCCCAAGCUGAAACAAUAGAUUGUAUUUUAAACUCGUAAAGCAACAUGGAAUAUUUUCUUACAGAGUUUUGUGUGUUUUGUCUGAAGAUGUUCUCAUCAUUAAAUUUAUUCAACUUAAUGUAUUAUUGAUUUCUGGUUUUCCAA